Sitophilus oryzae (rice weevil) is the source of this 1759-nucleotide messenger RNA. It is a transcript of the gene CAPAr, whose product is annotated as neuropeptides capa receptor-like. Gene Ontology annotation, molecular function: neuromedin U receptor activity. The transcript is spliced from 7 exons. Lineage: Eukaryota; Metazoa; Arthropoda; Insecta; Coleoptera; Curculionidae. The record is from RefSeq and is a predicted model, not a curated record. The coding region runs from base 72 to 1355 and encodes 427 amino acids. Gene Ontology annotation, cellular component: plasma membrane. Gene Ontology annotation, biological process: neuropeptide signaling pathway.
GAUGGAAAUGAUGCCGUUAAAAGUGUGGAACUUACUAGAGCUCGUACCAAUAUAAAAGAUAAGCUGGAAAAAUGGCGUCGUAUAGCAAUGAAUGCGCGGAUCAAGUCAUGAAUCAAACCAAUGUAACAGAAAAUCCAUGGCCAUAUAUAGAGUGCUUUUAUGGACCGCAGACCCAGGAAUUGCCCAUGACUAUUUUAAUCACAGUUAUAAAUGGAAUCAUAUUUGUGACUGGGUUGCUAGGAAACAUAGCUGUAUGUAUAGUGAUAAUCAAACAGCCAACACUGCAUACAGCAACAAAUUACUAUCUUUUCAACUUGGCAGUAUCAGAUGUAACGCUUCUCGUUUUUGGUCUGCCCAAUGACGUGGCAAUGUAUUGGCACCAGUAUCCUUGGCCAUUGGGGCAGAUUUUUUGCAGAUUCAGAGCAUUAAUAUCCGAAGCGGCCUCCUACGUUUCGGUAUUGACGGUAGUGGCCUUCUCCACCGAGAGAUAUAUUGCUAUUUGCUAUCCCUUGUAUCUGAGAGCGAUAUCAGGUCUUCAAAGGGCAGUGUGGAUUAUAGCCGCGCUCUGGGCAGUGUCUUUCAUUUCUGCCCUGCCUUUUGCCGGAAACACGAAUAUUACUCAUCUGACGUAUCCGCCUAAUUCUACAGAUAUAGUACCGGAAUCUGCAAUGUGUGUUAUGGUAUCCCAACCGGAAAACUUUCCAUUGACCGAGUUGAGUAGCAUUAUAUUUUUCAUCGUGCCCAUGGUUAUAAUAGCAGUUUUGUACACCAACAUGGGCAUUGCCAUUUCCAGGGCUUCGGAGAACAGACUAGCCGGCAAGAUUAAAGGCUCCAUACAUCGUAAAAACAAGAAAAACCAAAGCAACAGAAGCAUAAUACGAAUGUUGUCUUUGGUAGUAUUGGGAUUUUUCGUCUGCUGGGCUCCGUUCCACGCUCAACGCCUCAUGACCAUCUAUUUCCAAGGCAGCGACUUAAUUGAGGAAGUCAAUUACUGGAUGUACUUUAUCACCGGGAUCUGCUACUAUUUUUCCUCCACCCUCAACCCCAUUCUGUACAACGUAAUGUCCGAAAAAAUGCGUUUCGCGUUUAAAGAGAUCUUUUGCGGCGUUAAAGCAAAAAAGAACACCAAAAGAAGCACUUUCAGAGAGACCAGUAACACGUAUGUUACUAUGCAGUCUAAUUCCAACCACCAUCAGUGCAGCAGUUUACCGGAGGAGGAUAUUUUUCUCAGUAAGGACAGCGCGACAAUGCUGAUCAGUCAAAAUUCCAGACACUCAAACAGUGGGAAAAUGCUGAUAUUUAAGGCGGGAAGUAUAAAGAGUAAAAUCUUAAAUGAUGAUGAGACCGGUGUUUAAUGCAAAAGUGUUUAGUGCAGAUAACUGAACUAUAUAACAUUCGAAGUGUUUGAUAGACAAGAAAUGAUGGUGAUUAAAUAAAAAAAACUCUAAGUAAAACAGUUCUAAAGAGACUAGUAACAGCUAGGAUGUAAUCAAUCCAACCAAAAUGAUAAUUAUUGUAAAUUUCCAGGGGAGCACACAAUCAGUCAAAAUAUCAGCUAGUCCAAUGAAAAAUGCAAUCCUAAAUGAGACUGUUUUUUAAACCGAUCGUAUGCAGUACUUAAACUAUACAACAUUUUUUAAGUGUUUAAAAUUAAAGAACAAGUGAUAAGCAUUAAACCAUAGCAGAAAUACUUCUAAAGUAAAGUAACACCUAGGUGACGAUGUAAUCCAACUCCAUUCACCAUAAUUAUAGUUUUCCA